Nomia melanderi (Alkali bee) is the source of this 3496-nucleotide messenger RNA. Its product is annotated as nucleolar complex protein 4 homolog B. The record is from RefSeq and is a predicted model, not a curated record. Lineage: Eukaryota; Metazoa; Arthropoda; Insecta; Hymenoptera; Halictidae. Gene Ontology annotation, cellular component: Noc4p-Nop14p complex; small-subunit processome; nucleolus. Gene Ontology annotation, biological process: ribosome biogenesis.
ACACACGUUAAUAGAACUUGCUCUCGAAGAACUUCAAAAAUAUAUACGUAUAAUAUAUGUUUACAGAAGUCCACAGUCAAUCUUACAAAACUGAAAAAGAUAACCAAAUGAUGAAAAUGGUACAGAUAACAUUAGCUACAACACUUCCAUCAAUUUCUCUUUCACCCGGUAUAGAGCUAAGGACACAGUGAUACGAUUCGAAUUUUCCUAUAUUUGAAACCUUAUUCAAUACAUAGUAAUUUCAAGCAAAAAUAAGAACACAAGAGAACACGUUCGCGGUGCGUUGUACUAUCUUCUGCCAUUACCAAAUUCUCUGAGAACGACUAUGGCGGACGCAGUAGACCUUUCCGGCGCUUCUUCCAAUCCGAAGAUGUCGUCGAAAGUUUUAAGACAAAAGGCACAAGAGUUUUUAGCCUCGAGGAAACAUGCAAAUAAUUUAGUAGACAUAAUAGGUCAAUGGGAUGAAUCUCCUUCGUCCUGCUUGCUUACCAUAGAGACAAUAUUUGUCGAAGUUUUAAGAAGAGGCGAUAUGUAUCUUGAACGUACGAUAACACUCACGAUUUCAGAACCGAGUCCGGAAGCAAGAUACAUCAAUUGGUUGAGAAACUGUUAUGAAGAAAUAUGGGAGAAAAUACUCUUGUCAAUAGAGAAGUGUCGACCUGCUAUUCAACUGCAAGCUCUUACCACUGCCAUAAAACUUAUGGCAGAGGAGGGAAGACAUCCAUUGGAACCAACUGGUAACUUGGGAUAUUAUUUUCCACUUCAUCGGUUGAAACCUAUUCUAAUGAGCUUACUUGCACCUGAGAAAGACAAUGCCAACUUAAUAUCCAGAUUUCAAGAAAUUACAGAAUAUCCUGAUGCUCUUUAUUAUACUUGGAAGUGUCUUCCUUCUUUGACCCCUAAAAGGCAGCCUCAUGAAACUUACAUAAAAAAUUUGUUAGAACUUAUACACAAGUCGCCAUUGCCAAAGAAAACCGAAGAGUAUGAGAUGUCCGAGGAUAAAAAUUUACUAUGUAGGUCACAGCAAGAUACCAGAACUUUUGUAUGGGAUCAAGCAGGAUCUAGGCGUGCACUUAAUAAAGUUUGGGUCUGUGUAAUGCAUUGGGAAUUAACUCCACAGCUGCACAAACAGUUAUUGGUUGUUCUUUUGGAACGAGUGAUGCCACAUUUAGAGAAGCCUGUACUGUUAACAGACUUCCUUAUGGAUUCUUUAGAUGCAGACGGACCUAUUGCUUUACUUGCAUUACAAGGUGUAUUUUUACUAGUUACCAAACACAACUUGGAGUAUCCCAAUAUCUUCACCAAACUUUAUUCUAUGUUUGAACCGGAAAUCUUUCACACAAAGUACAAAGCUCGUUUAUUUUAUUUAUCUGAUCUUUUUCUUAGUUCGACGCACUUACCUGAAGCAUUAGUUGCGGCCUUUGCGAAACGGCUCGCUCGUUUAACGCUUGUCGCGCCACCCGAAGAUAUUCUUAUCAUAUUACAUUUUGUUGGGAAUCUUCUACUUAGACAUCCUGGUCUGAAACGCUUAAUCGAUCAUCCACAGGGUGGAGAAAUUACAACCGAGGAAAGCAAUGGCGCCGGGGAUCCAUUCUUGAUGGAAGAACGAGACCCAUUGUUAAGUAAUGCUCUUUUUAGUAGCCUCUGGGAAAUCAAAGCUCUACAGUGGCACGUUAUACCAAGUAUAGCUAGCGCUGCUCGUUUUAUUCGCGAACCACUUCCAUCGGUCGAAUACGAUAUGGGAUCGGCAUUAGAACGCACAGGAGGACACUUGUUUGACCGUGAAUUAAAAAACAAAGUUAAAGAUAUCAUGUUAACCUUCGAAAGACCGAAUUCGAUGACAUUACCGAAAGGUGAAAGAUUAUUACAAUAUUGGCAAUUAACGGCAAUGCACUGACUGGCAAUGUUAAUAUUAUGCAUCAAGAGCAUAAUGUCGUACAAUAUGCAUCGUUAUUGACAGGAAAAUUGUACUUUCGAUGAACAAGAAAACGCCAAGGAAAUGAAACGAAAGUUUCUGCGUUUUUCUUUUUUUUUAUACGUUAAGAAAAAGUGUAAUGCGAAGAUAUUGCAUACUUUUGUAUUAUUUAAAAAAUCUAAAUGAAUUGAUUCAGGAUACAUUCUUUCACGAGCAAUCUGUAGAUAUAUAUUGUUAGAGUUUCAAUCAUGCAGCUAUCUAGCACAGUAGCUACUUGUGAAUACUACCGGUUUUGUCAAACGGAGUCAUUUGUAUGCAUGAAUGUGUGAUAAUAAAAUGAAAGAUAUUUUAAUUUAAUAGAUCACGCGUGUGUUUCAUUCGGAAUGCAAUAUCUGCUUGGCAAAUAACAUACAGGUAAGCAUAAAUCGAUUCUGUAAUACAGUCGUAUCAUGACACAGUUUUAUAUUUUAAAACAGUAUUCAAAUAAAGCCCCUACUAUAAUACAAUGAAAUAAGCACCCUAUGUAUUAUUGCCGAUUAUUAUGUAUAAAAGAAAAACUGUAUGUACCUACAUAAUUCAUAGUACUUAAUCAGGAUAAUGUUAUGCAUACCGUUUGUUUUCCAAAAUCUGGAACAUAAAAGUAAUUAUCAUUUCUAAUUAUUUGAAUAUUUUUACGUAUGUAUAUUGAUAUGAGGUGAACAAAAUUUUGUAUAAAGAAGUUAUUUUGUUUAUAUAAUACAAUGUAUUGAGUAAAAAAAUUACAAACCCAUGUUAAUUGCCGCCAUUCAUCUUCAUUCAAUGCGUAUUUUAUUUUAACCAAAAUAUUUGCUGGAAUGUUGGGUACUGGUGUUAAUAAAUGCUCUUGUUUAGUAGGUACAUAUUCUAUUUGUAAAAGCUCAGCCACCGUUGGCCGCAUUUUUGGGUCAUGUUGAAGACAUCUACGCAUCACGUCAAUUAAAAUUGAUGGUGACGAUAUAACUUUAUUAUCACCCUCUCUCGAUGGCAAAGUUGCAGGAAAAGAGAUAUUUAGUUUUGGAUUAGUAAUCGCGUUUACUUUAGCCCAUUGUGAACGAAUAUGGUGAAAUGGUGUAUGCCCGUACACUAAACUAUACAAUAUGCAUCCUAACGACCAUACGUCUGACUUGAAAGUUAUCUGUAUAAUGUACAUGUAUCAAUUAUUCUUUAUACAUUGCAAUUGUUAAUAACAUUCCAAAAGUAAUCUUCUAUACCUUGUACUUGACGUUCUGUGUAGGAGAAUCUGAACUUCCUCCGAUAUCCAUUAACGCUUCUGGACUGAUAUAAUUUAAGGUACCUAUUGGACAGUUUUUUACAACGGACGUCAUAUCUGCAUUCAUACUUGAAGCAAUUCCGAAAUCUAUGAGCUUCAGUCUUCCUCGUACCAAUAAAAAAUUUGCAGGUUUCAAGUCAGAAUGAAUUACUCCUGAAAUGUGUAAAGAUAUUAAAACGUGAUACUUGUAAUAAGUAAUCAUUUUCAUUCACUAAGCAUUUACCAUUAUCAUGUAUAUGUUUAACAGCUGUUAACAUUUCUGUCCAAUAAUAAAGAACCAUUGUAAGGGAAAU